Molecule: messenger RNA, 2680 nt
Organism: Acomys russatus (golden spiny mouse)
Lineage: Eukaryota; Metazoa; Chordata; Mammalia; Rodentia; Muridae
Gene: Mturn
Product: maturin, neural progenitor differentiation regulator homolog
Exons: 3
Coding region: 68-463 (131 amino acids)
Biological process (GO): regulation of signaling; positive regulation of megakaryocyte differentiation
Cellular component (GO): cytoplasm
Source: RefSeq, a predicted model, not a curated record
GGCGGAGCGGGCGGUGUAAACAGACCCGGGAGCCGCGAGCCCCGGAGGAGGCGCGGGCGGCGCCGCCAUGGACUUCCAGCAGCUGGCAGAUGUCGCGGAGAAGUGGUGCUCCAGCACGCCUUUCGAGCUCAUCGCCGCCGAGGAGACCGAGCGCAGGAUGGACUUCUACGCCGACCCAGGCGUAUCCUUCUACGUGCUGUGUCCGGACAACGGCAGCGGCGACAGUUUUCACGUGUGGAGCGAGAGCGAGGACUGCCUGCCCUUCUUGCAGCUAGCACAGGACUACAUCUCUUCCUGCGGCAAGAAGACGCUUCAUGAAGUCUUGGAAAAAGUCUUCAAGUCCUUCAGACCUUUGCUGGGGCUUCCGGAUGCCGAUGAUGACGCAUUUGAAGAAUACAGUGCCGAUGUGGAGGAGGAGGAGCCAGAGGCGGACCACCCCCAGAUGGGGGUCAGUCAGCAGUAAACUCCUGGGUCACCUUCCAGAAGGGGGAGUAAGCCCUGUGCUACCCAUGGGGCCCCUGCGCUCCUGUGGCAGCCUUCUGCAUUCGCUCUUCAAAACAGGACGGCCGGCUCCUGGCAUCCAAAUGAAAAUGAAAUAACCUCUUGAAUGACCACACAAUAUCUGUGAUGGCCUUCGCUCAGAAGUGACCAGAAUUUGGGUUCCCACUUUGGCGGGGUCUCUAUGAAGAUGUCUUGGCAGCCACUUUGCCACUUUAAAGUUAGAGUCCGUGUUGUGGCUGCCUGUUCCCCCUUGAGUUUGUGUUGGAGAACCAACGUCUCCUAGGUGGAGUGUGGAGAACUCUGAAUGUAGUAAGGAUGUGUUCUGAGUCCUCACAUGGGACCUUGCUGAGGAAAAGCAUGGCAGAGGAGAAAUGCAGCCUGCACUUUUUUUAUGUACCUUUUGAGUGUCCGUAAGUGAAAGGUUUUGCUUAGAAAGCAUGAGUUUUAAUAAUCUAGUCGUGAACUGCCCAAGUGCAAAUGCAGAGGGUGGGGGUGGCUGAGGCUCCUUGGAGAGUUUCAGCAUUGUAGAAUUGGUUACCUGGGCAUGUGGCAGCCAGCUGCUGGUUAGUGUAAAUCUUCCUGUGGUUGUUUGAUCGUUUUAAAACAUGCUGAUUCCAAAGCCACUUUUCAAUUCUGAUAGCGGAAACUAUAGAUGGGGCGAAAGAUAUAAAUUAUUGAUUUCUUUAAGCUGGUUAUAAACCUACAUAUGAAAUGAAGCCUUUACCUUUCCCUCUUUACGAUGAGAUGGCAACUUAUUAAAUCAUGAAAGCAAACAGAAUCCGAGCAAGUGCCCCUCAAGCUUUGAAGCCAUAGACAAAUCUAGCAGGAAAAUAAACUAGGAUUUAAAAAAAAAAUUAAUAUAAUGAAAUCUUUUACUUUUCUAAUCUUUUAUUCUGUAAAAUGUCAAGAAAGGUUCCCAGUGAGUUGGUUUAUUUAAAAUUAUAAUUACAUACUCCAGGGAGCCUACUUGCAGUGAAAUUUAAAGUGAUAUGAAAGUAGGAAUCUUAAUUAUGGGAUUACUUGGUUACAAGAGGAUGUUUUUAAUGAUCAGGACACACAGACAGCUCCCAGAAGUAAUUGCCAUCGUCAUUUAGCCAAUAAACACUUACCAGGAAGGACAUCCUCUGACACCAUAGUGACCCUUCCAUGUCUCAGGUUCUCAAAACUUAGGAUGCAAGUGUCCCCUUUACAGCACUUAAUUCCUCCGCGCAUCCAGUUUGAGAAUGUUACACACACACACACACACACACACACACACACACACACACACACACACACACGUUACACUACCAGUAUUUUAAGUUAAGAAGAGGAAGAAGAUGAAGAAAUCUGCAAUGGCAGAAGCGUGUGCAUAUGGCAGGCAUGUCGGGUUGUUUUCUGUGUAACCCAGUGUAGUAUGGAGAGUCUCGCUGCUCUGUGCUGCACUGUUCGGUUGCUGGGUGAUGUCACAUACUGGUCUCCACCUGUGCUUCUGUACCUAUGUGGUUUAUUUUCUGGGAGAAACUUAUUAAUGGUGAUGUUCAAGCCAAGUGACGCCCCUUGAAGUGGCCCUUCAGCAAAGUCAGACGGAGUGUUCCUUCCAGGGUGUGAGGUCCAGCCUUUGCAGGCCUGCCCAGGGUCCCACCAUGUCGGCUCACAGCAGGGAGACAGAGCUCUCUGCCUCGUAGACAUAUGUUCUGGGGUAGGUAACUUCCUUUUAAAUAUGGUAGGCCACAUAAAUGACUUCGUGGAUAAAAUGAAGUCGCCUGAGCAGUUUGCUCCAUUCCAAGGUAACCUGAAAUUUUAUACCCAGAGGCUUCACCUGUAAAUUUACAUGUGUUUGAAUAUUAAUAUAAGAUGAAUUUUUUAAAAAUCAAAAACGCAUUUAAAACUUUGACCAAAUAUACUUGGUGUUACCAUAUUAAUGUUCUCUGUUUGUACAAGUUGAGCUGAGAUCCCUAGCGGCACAGUGGGCUGCUUUCUUCUGCCCAGGGGUCAGGAGGAGGGACAUCCCUGGGUGUGGCUGAUUUCCACCGCAAACACCAGAGGCAUCAGCAGAUCCACUGUCCUUGCAAACCUGCUGUUGUGUGUGUCCCUUCCAGGGUGCACGUGUGUGCACAAGCAUGCACACACUCAACUCCUACCCAUUCUAUGGAUUCUCUUGUCCCAGCUACGACUGAGGUUGAACAGGUCCACGGCG